Pseudomassariella vexata is the source of this 908-nucleotide messenger RNA. RefSeq lists its product as uncharacterized. The record is from RefSeq and is a predicted model, not a curated record. The coding region runs from base 321 to 542 and encodes 73 amino acids. The transcript has a single exon. NCBI's taxonomy places the organism in Eukaryota, Fungi, Ascomycota, Sordariomycetes, Amphisphaeriales, Pseudomassariaceae.
GUGCCUUUCUCACCCCAACUGUCUAGGGCCUGGCCAUGUCCUUCAUUAAAGUCUCCGUCGGACUGACACUCGUCUACAUUCCGCAAUCCCGUUGGGUCAAGAUAUUCAUCUGAUGCAUCACAGGGUUCUCAGGCAUCUGGGGCCUCGACAACGUCUUCAUCCUCCUCUUAGAGUGUCGUCCCAUCUCAAACGCGUGAGAAGAGAAAAGAACCCAGGCGACAUGCUUCAGCUCAUCUGUUAGCGCUGCUAUUUAUAAUGACAUUUCAGUGGCGCCCGUUAAAUUCCUCUGGAACUUGAAGCGACCGCUUUGCGAGAGGCUCAUGAUUGGUUCUCUCAUGUGGCUCGGAGUUGCCCUGCUGGCCUCCAUUAUGAACUUUAUCUAUGCCGAGAGUGAUGACGGGAUUUGGGCACGGCGCACGAUCAUGGUCUCGACUUGGUCCGUCAUGGAGCCAACUAUGGGUCUUUUAGCCUGUCUGUCCGUCCUCAGGCUUCUUUCCGAUGGUGCUUCAGACUACAGGGGUCCUCGUUGUAGAGAGCGAUAAAGGUGGCUAGCGUUUCACAUUAUGGAGAACCUAAGGACGGGGUGUUCCGCAGUCACACGACUGAUAAGGCUUUAGGCGUCAGUUGGGACAAGUUGAGUGCAAACAUCAUAGAGAUUUAGUUGGAAUUGAACCCGAAUAUUCGGGUACACGGGGUUAUUCUGAAGAAGAUGGAGGUACAAGUUUGCUCGGAUGAGGCGGGCAAUCAUGUUAAUACCCACUGAGGUCCGGGGUGUCUAGCGGUUCUGAUGUGAGUGAGAGUUCGAGGCAUGAUCUGUGGAUCAAGCAAUAUGGCUUCAUAUAGAGAAUUGCUGAAGGUGCUGAGGCCCGACGACCAACCGUGGUCAGCUGCGCACAGGAAAUAUGGUA